Messenger RNA from Chenopodium quinoa (quinoa), 1549 nucleotides. Its product is annotated as RNA polymerase II C-terminal domain phosphatase-like 4. The coding region runs from base 1 to 864 and encodes 287 amino acids. The transcript has a single exon. Gene Ontology annotation, molecular function: RNA polymerase II CTD heptapeptide repeat phosphatase activity. Lineage: Eukaryota; Viridiplantae; Streptophyta; Magnoliopsida; Caryophyllales; Amaranthaceae. The record is from RefSeq and is a predicted model, not a curated record.
AUGUGUGAGGUAUUAUCUAUUGAUAAUAUUAUUAUUAAUGAUAAUAAUAACAACGAACCAUGCCAACAUGCUGCAUUCAUCAAUAACACAUGUGCAUUUUGCAAACGGCUCAAGAAAGAUUGCAACAAUCCCAUUACUAUACCGUUUCGUUACAUCGAUCCCAAUUUCUCUCUCACCGUGGAGGCGAUUCAACACCUACGAGGUUGUAACUUUGAAACGUUACUAAACCGCAAGAAGCUACACUUAGUACUUGACUUGGAUAACACAUUGAUACAUUCGAUAAAGACCUUAUCAAAAAGAUUUACCCUAGAGGAUAGGGAAAAGAUCAAAACAUCCUAUGAAGAUGUGUACGAGAUUUGUGAUGGUACGAGGUUGGUUAAGUUAAGGCCGGGUGCUCGUGAUUUCCUUGUACAAGCUAGCACUAUGUUCGAGUUAUCCAUCUACACUUUGGCAAAAGAAUCAUACGCUAAAGAAGUGGCUAAAAUGCUUAGAUCGAAUGUGUGCCAAAAAAGGGUUAAGUUUGAAAAUGUGAUUUCUAAGGAGGAUUGUACAAGUUGUUGUCCUAAGCAAAGACGGAAGGGGCUUGAUGUUUUGUUGUCUGACGAACGGGUGGUUUUGAUUGUGGAUGAUUUAGAAGAGGUUUGGAGUAAUGAACAUAAGAAAAAUCUAAUAAAAAUUAAGCCAUAUAAGUUUUUCAAGAGAAAAAGUCCUUGGUUUGAAGCUUUCUUAGAAAAUGACCAAGAACUUUCUCGGGUUUUGGGUGUUCUAAAGAAGGUUCAUAAUGUAUUUUAUGAAAAGGAAGAAAGAAAUUAUGAUGGUAAAGAUGUGAGGGAAGUGCUUGAAGAAUCAAGAUUCAGUCUUUAGUUGAAGAAUUUUUUUACGUGCGGUGGUUUGGAAAGAGUAAUAAAGUUUUAUUUUAAUGAGAAAAAGAUUAUAUGUGGUUGAACCAAGGUUUUGCAAAUGUAUUUGAUUGUAAUUUUCUUAAUGUAAUUUUAGAUAUGGUGUAUUAAACUCAUUGAGCUCACAAGUCACAAGAAUACUAUGACGUCUACGAGACUAUGAGUAUAGUGUAUUAGUGUUUGCAAUAGUAAAAAAAAUUUGGGUUUUUCUAAGCUAUGCCCCUGAGGAGAUGGGUUUUCUAAGUUGUGCCCAUGCUUUUUGAAAGUUUUAAGCCAUGCCCCUGAACUGCUAAUCUUUAAUCAACUAUACCCUUCCCCUAAUCCCUCCGUUAACUUUCUGUGAAAAAAUCUGUUAACUUUAAUUAUUUUUUUUUUAAAAAAAAAAAACCAACCAAAAAUCCUCUCUCUUCCCAACCCCUCCACCUCCUACCACCCACCAACACACCCCAGGCCACCCGCGGAACCCCACCUGCGAGCCGAACCCCACCAGUGACCCCUACCAUCACCCAUCAUAGCCCCACCACCACCCAUCGCAGCCCCACCACCACCCAUUGCAGCCCCACCACCACCUAGUGCACCACCAAAGAAAGUGUUCGAAUGCAAUGGAGGAAUUUAAUUCGAAUUGAAAUUUCGACAAAUUGGUUUAGGGA